AAUGUCACAUUGACAAUUCGUGAAAUGUGACGGCGAGUCUCAGUCAGGCUGUGGUGGAUGUGUUAAAGAUUCGUGUUAGAACUUUUGUAUUUUACUUGUUGAUUACAGUGUAUAGUUUUGAUGAUAUAUAAGUGAAGUGCUGUGAUACGAAGCUGGUGUGGAUUAUGACUAGCUGGUAGUGACUGCUGAGACUCAGCGCCGGUUCCCGCCUCGCAACCUAAUCAUCAGCCCCGCGAUGGAGGACGAGGUGACGUUCCUGUUCCAGCUGGGCGUGCAGCGCGACGCGGCCGCCGCGCCCGCGCACCUGCUCACGCUCGCCUACCUCAAGGAGCUCGCCGUCAAGUUCGUGCACGAGAAGAUCCCGGACAACGGCCUGAACCGGCUGGGCGACCGGCUGCUGCUGUUCCGGCACGACUACUCGUCCAGCAACGUGCUGCAGCUCAUCAACUCCGCCAGCGACGUCACCGACGAGACGCUCGUCGAGAUCGUGCUCACCGCCAACCCGGUACUAUGUUCGGGCGGCGAGGCGGCGGCGGCGGCGGCGCGGCCGCACGCGCUGGCGGUGCACUCGUACAAGGCGCCCACCUUCUGCGACUUCUGCGGGGAGAUGCUGUUCGGACUCGUGCGACAGGGACUCAAGUGUGAAGGUUGCGGGCUCAACUACCACAAGCGCUGCGCAGUAAAAGUCCCGUCGAACUGCGAGUCGCCGCGCCCCCCCGCGCCCCCCGCGGCCCCCGCGACCCCCGCCGAGGACGACGACUCGCUCGUGCGGAGGCUCAAGGACCUCGUCACCAUAGACAAGGGGAACUCGCUGAGCGCGAGCGGCAAGCGCAGCGCGUCCCCGUCGCGCGCGUCUACGCUGAGCGCCGGCACCACCGCCACCAACUGCUCGCUGUCGCAGAGCUCAGUAGGCAUCCCGCACACAUUCGAAGUGCAUUCCUACACUCGGCUCACCGUGUGUCGUCACUGCAAGAAGCUGCUCCGAGGGCUGUUCAAGCAGGGCCUGCGCUGCCGCGACUGCCACUACAACGCGCACCGGAAGUGCCUGCCCUAUGUCCCGAAGGACUGCGGCGCUGAGCUCGGGCCCGCGCAGGACUCGCAUGGCGAGUACCUGGAGAGCAGCGGCGGCUCGGAGGUGUCGGAGUCGCGAGCAGCCGACGACGAGUCCGACCCCGAGGCAGAGGACACCAGCCGCGCCGGCGAGCGCGCCUCGCGACCCAGCAGUUCGUCGUCGUCCCCGAGCGCCAACAUCCCGCUGAUGCGCAUCGUGCAGUCCGUGAAGCACACCAAGAACAAGGACGGACACCACUGGCUCAAGCACGGCUGGAUGGUGCACUUCACCAACAACGACAAGACGUUGCGGCGCCACUACUGGCGGCUCGACAGCCAGAGCAUCACGCUGUUCGUGUCGGACACCGGCUCCAAGUACUACAAGGAGAUCCCGCUCAACGAGAUACUCACUAUAGAUACGGCACGCACGCCGCACGGAGACGUGAUGCACUGCUUCGAGCUCCGAACCGCCAACGUGGACUACAUGGUGGGACUGGACCCGCUGGCUCCCCUCCCGCCGCCCGCGCCCCCCGCGCCCCCCGCGGCCCUCCCCCCGCCCGAGUCGGGGGUCGGGGCCUACCUCGCGCGCUCGUGGGAGACGGCUAUAAGACAUGCUGCGCUGCCGCACACGCCGGCGCAUCGGGAUCAGCCGGGGGAUAGUGCUGUGGACAAGGACGGGGCGGCGGCGGCGGCGGGCGAGAGCGAGGAGGCGCAGGAGGAGCGGGCCACCGACAUGGCGCACGUCUACCAGAUACAUCCCGACGAGGUGCUGGGCUCCGGGCAGUUCGGCAUCGUGUACGGCGGCCUGCACCGCCGCACCAACCGCCCCGUCGCCAUCAAGGUGAUAGACAAGCUCCGCUUCCCGACCAAGCAAGAAGCUCAACUGAAGAACGAGGUGGCGAUCCUGCAGAACCUGUCGCACCCCGGCGUGGUGAACCUCGAGCGCAUGUUCGAGACGCCCGAGAGGAUCUUCGUGGUCAUGGAGAAGCUGAAGGGCGACAUGCUCGAGAUGAUCCUGUCGCACGAGAAGGGGCGGCUGACGGAGAGGAUUACGAAGUAUUUGGUGGCGCAGAUCCUGGUGGCGCUGAAGCACCUGCAUGGGUCCAACAUCGUGCACUGCGACCUGAAGCCCGAGAACGUGCUGCUGUCCUCGGCCGGACACUUCCCGCAGGUCAAGCUCUGCGACUUCGGCUUCGCCAGGAUCAUUGGAGAGAAGUCUUUUAGACGGUCUGUGGUCGGGACGCCGGCUUAUCUGGCGCCGGAAGUCCUCCGCAACAAGGGCUACAACCGCUCGCUGGACAUGUGGUCGGUGGGCGUCAUAGUGUACGUGUCGCUGUCCGGCACGUUCCCGUUCAACGAGGACGAGGACAUCGGCGAGCAGAUCCAGAACGCCGCCUUCAUGUACCCGCCCGCGCCCUGGCGGGAGAUCUCCGCUGAGGCCAUCGACCUGAUCAACAACUUACUCCAAGUGAAGCAACGCAAGCGGCUCUCCGUGGACAAGUCGCUGGCUCACGCGUGGCUUCAGACCCAGGAGGCGUGGAGCGACCUCCGGGCACUGGAGAGGAGGGUGGGGCGGCGCUACCUCACGCACGGGAGUGAUGAUGCGCGGUGGGAGGGGGGCGACGCCGCCGCCGCCGACCCGGAUACCUGAUUGACACAGCCCUGCAAGGAGCCUCCGGACAAGGGCGCCCCCUCCCCGCGCCCCGCGCGCCCGCCCCCGCGCCCCGCGCAGCGCUGGCGCCGUCUGCUCGUCAAGGUCAAGUAGACUACACUCUAGAUCAUAAGGUAUAUUACAAGUCUUCAGAAAGUAUAGGUUUCCUCCUUCAUGUAUCGGUAUCAUAUUCAGGUAUUGGGCAUAUUAUGCGAGUACAUCACAAAAUUGAAAACAGGUUUUUCUUUUACCUUUGUUUUCAGUUAUGGUUAGGUGUCUCCGACACUCUGCCAAUCACUGUCAUCAAGAAACAAAAGCACAGAAGGCACAUUUUUUGUAUUGUCAAAACUUUAAUUUCCAAUAGAAAAAAAUAUUUACACCACCAAGCAUACAACUCAUUAGUGAAUAAUUAAAGAAUUCCUUCUCUGAGAUUGCCUAAUGAUGAUUGGUGCCUUCAGAAUCCUCUAAAAUAUGCGCCUAAAUAGAAAGUAAUGUUGUAAUAAUAUGGAUAUGCUCUCAUAUUAAGAACCACUCGCUUCCUAACUCUACACUGCUACUCUAUGCCCAGCCUAAUAAUAGUUAAAUGAUACCGAUUGUACUUGACACAGAAACAUGCGAUGCUGCGAUGUCUAAUGUUUAGUUUAUGACAAACAUAGCUGUGAGUUUGGGAACAAAUUAGGCUUACAGUAAUUUUAACAGAGCCUAUAGGUCACGUUACAGUUAAAAAAUACUUACUGUCAUUUCAGCAAAAUAUAUUAUUUGUACCUAAUAGGAAUUUAAAAUAUGAAUAUUAAAGUUUUCCUUAGGUUGUACAAUGUUUACAUUCCUAAUAAUAGUUUCAGUGAUUUCGUUCGAGGGUAGGAGAAUAUUAUUUAUUUUUAUUACAUUUUGUAAUUUAUUUUCCAUUAAGUUUUCGAAUUUAUAUUGUAAGGGCGAGACGUCU
This is a messenger RNA of Plutella xylostella (diamondback moth), 3644 nucleotides long. NCBI's taxonomy places the organism in Eukaryota, Metazoa, Arthropoda, Insecta, Lepidoptera, Plutellidae. The record is from RefSeq and is a predicted model, not a curated record.